Messenger RNA from Lagopus leucura (white-tailed ptarmigan), 465 nucleotides. RefSeq names its product DNA polymerase delta subunit 3. Gene Ontology annotation, molecular function: DNA-directed DNA polymerase activity. The annotation marks the transcript as partial. The record is from RefSeq and is a predicted model, not a curated record. The transcript has 3 exons. Gene Ontology annotation, cellular component: nucleus; delta DNA polymerase complex. Gene Ontology annotation, biological process: DNA replication; DNA strand elongation involved in DNA replication; nucleotide-excision repair, DNA gap filling. Lineage: Eukaryota; Metazoa; Chordata; Aves; Galliformes; Phasianidae.
CAAUAAAGUCCAAACUGACCACGGUUACCAGCAUCCAUGUGUACAGCAUUCAGAAAGCCCUGCUCAAAGACAGCGGGCCGCUCUACAACACAGACUACGAUAUCAUCAAAACCAACCUGCACAACUGCAGCAAGUUCAGUGCCAUUCGCUGUGCUGAUGCAGUCCCCAGGACUCCAGCUGAAGUUGCUCAAGCACGGACGUUGGCACGGGCUGCUUCCCAGACACCGAGUGACACAAGCACUGUCAGCACACCACCACUCAAUGGCCACGGUCCUACAGCUGCUAAGCAGAGCUCGCAGCCCCCCAAGGGGAUCAUGGGGAUGUUUGCAGCCAAAGCUGCUUCCAAAGUCCAGGAUACAAAUAAAGAACCCAAAGCUAAGGAGGCUCCAAGUGUGUCUGCAGCGAGCAGUAAGCCAUCAGCAAAGGCCAACAUCAUGAACAACUUCUUUGGAAAAGCUGCCAUGA